Kogia breviceps (pygmy sperm whale) is the source of this 582-nucleotide messenger RNA. It is a transcript of the gene C18H19orf81, whose product is annotated as chromosome 18 C19orf81 homolog. The record is from RefSeq and is a predicted model, not a curated record. Lineage: Eukaryota; Metazoa; Chordata; Mammalia; Artiodactyla; Physeteridae.
AUGCAACACGAGGUGGAUCCCCUGUGCAACCCCAGCAUGCACGGGGAGGCAGGAGCACUUCUUGUAGACCUAGAGACCCUAGAGGAGACGCAGGCUCGGAGCCUGGGCAGACCUGUCAAAUCCUCGAAGCGGUACCUGCGCCAGGUCAUUGCAGAAUAUGAGGCGCUGGACCGAGAGCUCCCAUGCAUCCGCAAGUUCCCCAUGCCACCUGCUGCCCAGCCCCUCUGUCUGUGCAUGGAGACCUCACCCGAAGAGGACCUUACGCACCUGGAGGUGCUGGAGGCGCUGGAGGCCGAGCUACCCGGGGCCAUGGAGAGCGGGCGUGUGACCAGCAUCCGCUUUGAGAACGUGAACGUCAUCUGUGGGACUGCUGGGCGCCGGGACCGGUGGCUUAUCACGGUCACGGACCUCCAGGCUCGCUCGCGCCUACUGCGCUCGGGGCUCCGCCUCCGCGGGCUCCAGCACCCUCUCGUGCGCCACGACGAACUGCUGCUGGGCGAUUACCGCCUGCACCUGCGCCGCUCCCUGGUCCGAAGGCGCAUGCUCGAGGCUCUGGGGGCGGAGCCGACCGAGGAAGAUUGA